This is a messenger RNA of Daphnia carinata, 5105 nucleotides long. RefSeq lists its product as uncharacterized. Gene Ontology annotation, molecular function: cysteine-type deubiquitinase activity. The record is from RefSeq and is a predicted model, not a curated record. Gene Ontology annotation, biological process: protein deubiquitination. The transcript is spliced from 8 exons. Bases 318 to 4754 code for a protein of 1478 amino acids. NCBI's taxonomy places the organism in Eukaryota, Metazoa, Arthropoda, Branchiopoda, Diplostraca, Daphniidae.
GAUGCGGACAGAGACGCGAAGGGCCCCUCGCCAAGAAAGGGCGAACCAAUCUCGGAGGUGCAUGAUGCCUUUAGUUGACUGUCGACCGUCGUCUUGACCAGUUCACGUUCUCCCACGCAUUCGACUCUCAUUUUGGUGCCCUUUUAUUUUAGAACGCUGUGCACAUGCUGCAUUUCACGAUGUUCACAUCGCAAUCGGAUUAAUUGACAAUGGAUAAUAUCCUGAUUUUGGAGAUUGUCUGAAAAUAACACAAGCAACAUAAAAAAAAAAACGAAUUUCAAGGAAUCAUACAUCGAAGGAGAUUUUAAAAGAGAAAAAUGGCUCCUUCACCGGUAACGAUGGCCACCCUUUCUCGUGAAUACGGCCAGACAUCUGAACAUCAGCAAGCCCGCGUGACCGAGCACUCGCCUCAUCAUCAUCAUCAGAUCUUUGCUCCAAACACCAAAGGUCUCCUCAACGCUCCCGGACAAAACAAUUGCUUCCUCAACAGCGCCGUCCAGGUUUUGUGGCAUUUGGAUAUUUUCCGACGGAGUUUCCGCGACCUGACCGGUCACGCUUGCCUCGGCGAAUCGUGCAUCUUUUGCGCCCUCAAGGAAUUGUUUGCCCAAUUGCAGUACAGCCAUGAAUCGGCUCUGCCGCCGGACGCGCUCCGACGGGCACUGGCCGAAACAUUUCUCAACCAGCAACGAUUCCAGCUCGGUUUCAUGGACGACGCGGCCGAAUGCUUUGAAAACAUUUUACUGCGAAUCCAUUUCCAUUUGGCCAGCAACGAGGCCGAGGAUCAGUGCGCGGCCGGCCACUGCAUCCCUCAUCAGCGGUUCGCCAUGACAUUGGUGGAACAGUCCGUCUGCGCCGCUUGCGGCGCCACAUCCGAGCCUUUACCCUUCACCCAGAUGGUGCAUUACGUCUCGGCGUCGGCUCUGACGUCACAGGCACGCCAGCCGGCCAAUAUAUCGGAGACGGGGUCACCGGCCGGCCUCUUUGGCCGUCUGCUGAAACAGGCCGGAGGUAUGGGCGACAUCCGAGACUGCCCCAGCGCUUGCGGCGCUCAAAUUCAAAUUUGCCGGACGUUGACGAACCGUCCGCAAAUCGUCUCGGUCGGCAUCGUCUGGGACUCUGAGCGACCGCAACUGGACCACAUCAUGUCCGUCUUUGCUCUGGUCGGCACCAGUCUCCAGUUGAGGGACGUUUUCCAAUCGGUGACGGACUCGCGAUGGGCCGAGAUGACGACCCACCGUCUUGUGGGCGUCGUCACUUACUACGGCAAACACUACUCCACCUUCUUCUUCCACACGAAACUCCAGCUGUGGAUCUACUUUGACGACGCGUCCGUCAGCGAGGUGGGGCCCGAUUGGCAGCACGUCGUCGACAAGUGCCGCAGGGGACAUUUUCAGCCUCUUUUGCUCCUCUACGCCGAUCCGGAAGGCACCGCCGUACCCACAGCCACGGCUCCAUCCGCCAUCACGCCCGUUGGAGCCAAGCCACGGCCUCAUCAGUACGGAUCGCUGUCCAGGCCGAGGAGCAUCACGCCCAAUCCAAUGCCAGUGCAGCAACAACAGCCGCAGAAUUACAAUGUCCGGAGGGCCAUCACGCCCAACAUGGAACUCAUCCAACAUUCGUUGAACAGACGCCCGGCUCCGUUACCUCAACAACAACAAGACUUCCGAGAUUAUCAAAACAUAUCCGAUCUGGAGGGCAUCUUCCAUCAACCCGACGAAGUUUUCCACGAGCCCGUCUACAUCCAGAGGCAAACGGUCGAAUCCAUUCUGCGCGCCCAGCAACAAUCCGCCUUACCGGCUUCGGAUCCCGAUUUGAAAAUCGCCAUGCUCCCGGGCGCUAAUAUGCCACGAUCGAGGGACUCUGGCAAUUGGAGUGGCGAUCGAAACAGCGCCUCUUCAUCAUCCAGCACGUCUAUGGAUAAUCCUUACCUGUACAUGAUGAACAGAAAUCAAAGGCCGCAAAGUAGCAGUUCGACGAACAGUUCACCAUCGAAACCGGGCGACCCGAACUCAUUGCCGCAACACCUGGGCGCAUUUCACGGCGAUCCUGGAUACGAUUCGUAUUCGUUAUCGUCCAACGACAGUUACCCGCUGCAGCAGAGUUUGAAACACACUCUCCAGUUAUCACAGAUACCCGAGGGCGGAAACAACAGAUGGCAGACCAGAGUCCCUGGGCCGUACCCACCGGCUGAUGCUGGCGGAGCCGACGAAUGCGAGCGACUCUGCCUCGAGGCGGACCACCUGCUGGAACGAUCUCGAGUCCAAGAGGAGCAAGGCGACCUCGAAGCCGCUUUCAAUUUGUGCCAAUCGGCGGCACAGCGGAGCCGGGCCGCCAUGGACGCGCCCUACAACAAUCCGCAGACGCUCGUCUUUGCCCGGAUGAAGCACAACACGUGCGUCAUGCGAGGCAGGAGCCUCCACAGGCGUCUCUUACAAGCCAGUCAGUCAGCCGGAUUCUAUGAUGGAUCGAAUGCCAAUCACAAUGGCGUUGCUGUGAUGCCUAGCAUCGACGAACCGAGGCACAGCCGUCAGAGCAGCCGAGAUUCGAAUCGCAGUGGCCGACAACAGCCGCCACCGGCUAUUCAGGCCCCGCCUCCGAUUGCGGCCGGGCCGGCGCAGUCUUCGUCUAACAUCCAGUCCGGCAGCGUCGGUAAAAACAUUGAAAUCUACGCCACUCUGCCGAAGAAGAGGGGCAAGAAAGCGGCCGAAAUGCUGCGCGAUGCCGACACGUCAUCCAACGCCAUCUCGCGAGACGAACAGCAACCACAGCCGGUUGAAAGGCAAGGCAGGUCCGUUUCGGCCGGAUUUGCUGGCGUCAUGAUGAGGCGCGAGAGGGCCAAAAGUGAGGAGCGUAACAAGAGCAAACCGGUGCCCAUUCCGUCGGUGGCCAGCGUGGCGCAGGACGACCUGGAAGUGAUGAACGGCGACGGAUCGAGCGACAAUUCGUCGAGACAAUCGCCCGGCAAGAAACAGCACCGAAUCCGGCGGAGGCUCCUCAUGGGCGGCCUCAUCAAGAGGAAGAACCGAAGUCUGCCCGACCUCAGAGCCGACGACGAAGACGGCCAUGACCAGCAGGUGAUGGACCCGGAGGAGGACGAACAACUGGGCCUACCUCCACCCAUGGAAGACAUUGGCAAUCCAAAUCUAGAGAAGAGCAAGCUGAUGCGGAGGAGCUUCCAUGCCAGUUUGGGCCGCAAUUUCCAGCAGCAAAUGGGGCCCAAUAAAGUACCUCCUCCUCCGCCCGUCCGCAAGACGUCGCAUUUGACUCCAGCGCCUCUACCGGCGCAACAGCAAUACGACAAUUACGCCGACAGUCAAAUCACGGUGCACGCCGACAUCCAUCACGAACGGACGCUUAGUGAUUUGGGUAUCGGUGCUCCAUUUGAUCCGCUUCCGCCUUAUCCGGUCGUCGAGCACGUCCGGCAAGCCAGUGAUGAUUUCCCGCCACCUCCUCCGCCACAGGAAUUGCAAUUGCUCAGUUGCGAUCCCGAACCUCCCAGACAAGAAGAAGAAGAAGCAAACAACGAACCCAGUGGAUUGUUAGCAGCUCUGCAGAGAAAGCGGAAGGAGAUCCUCGGUGCUGGAAAUAAUAUGCCACCACCGAUGGCACCGAUGCUUCCGGCUGUUCCAUCCACAACUACUGCCCCGGCCAAUAGUUGGUUAAAAGAACUGCAAAGUACUUUGCAAAACAAGAAAAUGGGCGUGUCCAUACCGACGCCCGUAGCCCAGCCCGUAGCUGAGACUCAGCCGGAAGAGACUAUCAACAAGUCUGUCCGGAAGCUGGCUUCUCGUUUCGAACAAGUGAAGAUCUCUCCAGUGACUUCAAGCGAUGUCGUCGAUCACGCCCCUCGUGUCCAGCAAUCGCAGCCUCCGCAGCCAUUGGCCUGCCAAAUCCAGCCAAAGGUUCAAGUCACCUCUCUCCCGCCUGCCGCUCCGGCCGGUAUCCUGGAUCGCAAGCGACGAUCGGGUGACGGCCAGACGAAGAAGAAGAGCGUCACUUUCUGCGACCAAGUCAUUUUGGUCUCGACGGCCGAGGACACGGAACAAGACGAGACGUACGUCCCCAAUCCCAUCCUCCAGCGAGUCCUCCGCUCCGCUUACCAGCAGGAGAUGGUCAAAGAUGGCCAGCGACCGGAAUCGAACGUCGCUCAGCCACUCGUUUCACCCAAUUUCUCUAACGGAACGGAUGAGGUGGAUCGUCAAUCUUUAGCUGCUAGACCCCCACAGCCACCGUAUCAAAAAUUGCCCGCCAACAGCCAAGUCUUCCAGCCAACUCAGCACUACGUCCCGCAAGUAACGCCAUCUUACCAUCAACAGCAGCACCAACAGUACCAACAAUCAUCGUCGCAGCCAAUGCGAGCCGGAUACGGCGUUCCACCUUCACCCAUGAUGGGCCAAAGGAUUGGGCCUCCGUCCAGCUCUGGAGCACCGCCAUCUUACGCCCCGCCUCCGCAGUAUCCGCAUCAUGCCCGAGGACGUUUUCAGCCGCAAAACGGUGGCGCUAGUAACAACAACAUGAUGCAACAGCCUCCGGUUAAACAAAAUUACCCGCAACAGCAUCCGAUGGAUCAGAAUAGACCCCAGCAAAUGGGACAAUCCGGCCCGUGGCAGCCGCAGCCACAAGGGGCUGGCCUUCAAUCGAAUAAUGGCGGAUAUAAUCCGUGCAGUUUGUGCGGGAAGAAACAAGUGCCGUCCAGUUACCAAUAUUGCUCCGAUUGUCAGUUUUACAUGCAACGUUUCCAGCCCAAAGUAUGAUUUCGCUAAUGGGACAUUGAAGCUAUUAUUAUUAUAAGUAUUUUGUUGUUGAAUCUGCACUUGUGUUUGGCAACUCUCGAGAUAUUAAUCCAUUAUUUGGUUGAUCUCUUUUAACACUCACUGUCUGCGCUCAUUUUUGUAUUCAGGCAGGCAACGGUGUUUUAAAUUUGUUUGUUUGCUUGUUUGUUUUUUUUUCUGCCUUAUGACGAUUUAAUUUUUCAUGAAAUAGUGUUAGUUUCGAUAAUGGAAUUCGAGUAUCUCACAUUUUUGCUUGUACAUAACGUGCCAAAAUAUCUUUUAUGUACAUCAACGCAUGUUUAAGACAAAUAUAAUACGAAAAUGGUAUUCUUA